Messenger RNA from Saxophila tyrrhenica, 396 nucleotides. RefSeq lists its product as uncharacterized. The transcript has a single exon. The coding region runs from base 1 to 396 and encodes 131 amino acids. The record is from RefSeq and is a predicted model, not a curated record. Lineage: Eukaryota; Fungi; Ascomycota; Dothideomycetes; Mycosphaerellales; Extremaceae.
AUGCGUCUGCUACUGUUGUUCGUUGCCGCUCUCCCGCUCGCAGUCAUUGUUGAGAAGCAGCUGCAGCUGAGAGCAAACCGCGACAUGGUGCAGUACUGGCAGGCAAUCAGAGCGGCACCAACCUCCGCCCUUCUUGCGACAAUGGCGACGAACACCACAACUGGCUUCACCAGUAUGCAGGAGCACAGCGGACCAGACGAGAGCGAUCAGACAGCGCAGUUGGAAGCAGCAGCAAGCGAGACUGCGCCUGAACGGACAGCAGCAGUCACCACCACGAUCACGACCAUCUCCUCCGCGCCGUCGCCUCCGCCUGUGCCAGGCCAACGACCAUCAGUACCACGCCGAGCGCCAGCAACGUUGCCCUCUCAGAGCGAGCAACGCCGGUCCCGGGCUUAG